Molecule: messenger RNA, 1949 nt
Organism: Naegleria gruberi
Lineage: Eukaryota; Heterolobosea; Eutetramitea; Acrasida; Naegleriidae
Exons: 1
Coding region: 196-1932 (578 amino acids)
Source: RefSeq, a predicted model, not a curated record
CGUUAAGACACAAACGGGCAAAUCGAUAUUGUGUGUUAUCAUUUAAAAAUUGUAUAUUAUUAGAUAGAGGAGAUUUGUAGGGGCUUUAACAAUUUUCGUCAUCUUUGUAUUAAUAAUAGAUUGUGGUUUAUCCAAAAACUUUAACUUGUAAAUAUAUUGCUAAACGCUAGAUUUGUAAAAUUACCUUUUGUAAAUAUGUCUUCCGAGCUAUUUAUUAUUUCCACUCCUAUUGCCUCGUCUAUGGCGAGUCUUGAUACUGUUGGAGGCGGUGCUGGUUCUACUUUGAAACCUUCUUCAACAAUUUCUUCUUGUUGGAGUCAUGAAGAUUUGAAUCAAUACUUUACAAAAUCAGUCAACGUUGUUCAACCAAAAAAAUCAUUGGAUACUAAUUCAAUUCAUGAAAGAGAUAUGCAUGCUAGAGUGAAUUUGAACAAGAUUCCAAUUACUUUGGAUACUAAUAACCUUACUAGAAAUAGAGUUUCCUCUAUUUCCAUUAACUCACCAUCAUCCUUAGCUGACCUAACUCCAAUUGUUGAGAAGGAAAAUAAGAGAGCAAAGGCAAAAAGAAUACUCAACCAAUUACUCUCAAAGAAAUCAAGAAUUAUUGUAAAGAAGCCAGUUACAAGAAAGACAUCAAUGAUUAUCAAAUUUAUAGUAACAUGUGCAGCUCUGAAUAUUCUUGGAUUUAUCACAUUUGCAGCCAUUGUUACAUUUGUUUUACCUAAUUUAUUCAUGCACCCUGCUGCCUAUGUCUCUGUUUCUGCUAAACACCAUUUACUUCACGAAGAUGCAACUUUGUAUAGAAAAUUGGUUCAUACAGCAAACAUUCCAGAGACUUUGGUAACUUUCCCUGAUAAUACCAUUACAAGUAAUACUGAUGAUAAUGGAGAAAGUUUUAAUAGAAAGGCAGGAUUGAAGAUUGAUGUUUCAAGAUUCAAUUUACUGAAGAAUAAUGAAGAAAAGAAGGAAACCCCUGUUGACCACGAUAUUCAUCCACCAUUUGCUACUAUGGAUCAUGUUUCAUAUAUGAAGGGUAAUCAUCGUGACAGGUUGGUUGAUUAUAUUGAAGCGUUACCACAUAAGAAUGAUCCUCUCAUUGAUUUUGGUUUGGAAUAUAAGAAUAUUUCAUUCUCAUCUCUAUAUGAGAAGAAUAAGAUGUUGAGAGGAUGGUAUGUAGAGGCCAAUGAUAAGAAUUCCAAAAAGGCUGUCGUCAUUGUUCAUGGGGCCUUUUAUGACAGAAGAGACGUUUUAGAGCAUUUACCUUACAUUCACAAAUUAGGAGUUCAUGUAUUAUUAUUUGAUAUGUUGAAUCAUGGAGUUAGUGAUGGCGAUGAAGGGUGUUCAUUGGGAUACCGUGAAUGGAUGGGUGUAAUGGGAGCAAUUGAUUAUCUUGAAGGAAUAGUUCCAGAUGUAGAAGUUGUUGCAUUUGGAAGCUCAACUGGUGCCGCUUCUUCAAUUGUUGCCGCUUCUCAAGAUCCAAGAAUUAAGGCAAUUAUUGCUGAAAAUCCAUUUGCUGAAAGAACUCUUCAAAUUAAGGAUGUAUUAGAGUCAGCUCUUUAUAAGAAUGGAUGGUCCCAUCAGUUACCAAGUUUGUUUGCUGGUAUCAUUGAAAGUUACGGUAAAUUCAUUCCUGAAUUGUUAAUUCGUGGUGUGUCAGUAUUGGUUAAUUGGAGAAUGUGCGACUUCUCUGUUAAUCCAUACCAUGCAUCUGAUGCAAUGAGGGAAAUGAGUAAACCAUUACUAUUGAUGCACUCCAAAACAGAUAAGGUUGUUGAUUUCAAGCAUAGUCAAAUCCUCUCUUCUUUAGCUAGUGGACCAAUUGAGUACUGGAUUGUAGAAGAUGCUCCUCAUUCUUGUAUUCACAGACAUUUAAAGGAUGAAUUUGAGGAAAGAGUUAUUUCCUUUUUACAAAAAUAUUUAUUAAAGCAAUAAAGCUGUGAAUUUAGUAC